Molecule: messenger RNA, 5209 nt
Organism: Nothobranchius furzeri (turquoise killifish)
Lineage: Eukaryota; Metazoa; Chordata; Actinopteri; Cyprinodontiformes; Nothobranchiidae
Gene: dennd1a
Product: DENN/MADD domain containing 1A
Biological process (GO): endocytosis; endocytic recycling
Cellular component (GO): cytosol; clathrin-coated vesicle
Molecular function (GO): phosphatidylinositol phosphate binding; guanyl-nucleotide exchange factor activity
Source: RefSeq, a predicted model, not a curated record
GAGCGUGACAUACGCGUGUGAAUUGACCAUGGCGUUGUGUAGCUGUGUGUGACCUGUCAGGCAGGCCAUCAUCACCAAACAGCUCCGGAAGACGCGUCAGCGCACCGAGACCUGCUGCCAGCGCCGCCGGGGCGACAGAUUUAACGAUGGGCUCCCGAAUCAAGGAGAGUCCUGAGGCCACGUUCGAGUUGUACGUGGAGGUGGUCCAGCCAGGCAAGCACAGCUCCGAGGUGGAGGUCCAGAAGCAAUACCCUGAAGACUACACCGACCAGGAAACACUUCUUACUGUGCCAAAGUUCUGCUUCCCCUUCAGCAUGGACAGCCUGACAGUCAGCCAGGUGGGUCAGAACUUCACCUUUGUGUUGACGGACAUCGAGAGUAAACAAAGAUUUGGCUUCUGCCGCCUCUCCUCUGGGGCACACACCUGCUACUGCAUUCUCAGCUACCUGCCCUGGUUUGAAGUCUUUUACAAGCUGCUUAACAUCCUUGCAGAUUAUGCCGUCAAAGGCCAGGAGAGCGAGUGGCAGGAGCUCCUGGUAUCACUACACACACUCCCCAUACCUGAGCCUGGAGUCCCUGUUCACCUCGGAGUGCAUUCUUUCUUCACUGUGCCUGAUAUGAUGGAACUCCCCAGCAUCCCAGAGAACAGAAACCUGACAGAGUACAUUGUAGCCGUAGAUGUCAAUAACUUGCUUCAUAUAUAUGCCAGUAUGCUUUAUGAACGUCGAAUCCUCAUCUGCUGUAGCAAACUAAGCACUUUAACAGCUUGUGUCCAUGGGUCUGCCGCCAUAUUGUAUCCAAUGCACUGGCAACAUGUUUACAUUCCUGUCCUUCCUCAGCAUCUUCUGGAUUACUGCUGCGCCCCCAUGCCCUACCUUAUUGGAGUUCAUUCCAGCCUGAUGGAGAAAGUUCGAGGGAUGGCCCUAGAUGAUGUGGUGGUCUUAAACGUAGAUACAAACACACUAGAAACCCCUUAUGAUGACCUGCAAAGUCUGCCUAAUGAUGUGGUUUCAUCCUUGAAAAGUCGUUUGAAGAAGGUUUCAGCAACAACGGGCAGCGGCGUGGCUCGAGCCUUUGUGAGGAGUCAGGCGGCGCUGUUCGGCAGCUACAGGAACGCCCUGCAGAUCGAAGCGGGGGAACCAAUAACGUUUAACGAGGAGACCUUCAUCAACCAUCGCUCUAGUGCCAUGAGACAGUUUCUCCAGAAUGCCAUUCAGUUGCAGCUCUUCAAACAGUUCAUUGAUAACCGCUUGGACCUGCUGAACUCGGGCCAGGGCUUCAGUGACAUCUUUGAGGAGGAAAUCAGCAUGGGUGAAUAUGCAGGCAGUGACAAGACCUACCACCAGUGGCUGCUCACUGUGAAGAAAGGGGGUGGAGCUAUCUUCCAAUCAGUAAAGACUAAAGCUAACCCAGCCAUGAGGACUGUUUACAAGCUUGCGAAGGACCAUGCAAAAAUGCGCAUCAAGGAAGUCAAAAGCCGGUUGAAGCAGAAGGAGCAGAUUGAGAACGGCUUGUCCAGUCCUGGAUCAGUGGUUAUUGAUGAUGACAACACAGUGGGAAAUUCCUCCUCUACUCAUGCAGCCAUGAAGGAGGGGCCCCUGCGCCUCUGGGAUGAUCAGAGACCCAUCACCGUGCACUUUGGACAGGCUCGACCUCCGAUGUUGUUGAAGAGACCGAGCAGCAACGUGAGUCUGGAAAGCAUCUCUGACCACUCUAGCCGUCCUACCCGACAUUAUACCGUCUUUCUGUCUGAGGAUUCAUCCGGGGAUGAGCUCCAAUACGACACUGAUUCCAUCUCUGGGUUUCCUGACAGUUUCCUCUUCUCUGUCCCUUUUGACUGGUCUCCUCUGCCACAGCCAUACCGCUCGCUCAAGGAGGUGGACCUGAUAGAGGGGGAGGAUGCUGGUUUUGGGGCAGAAAGUCACACUGCUCCUCCCAGUCCAGUUACUGAAAAGUUCUCCAACAUCAACCUUCUGGGGGACAUUUUUGUCUGCCAGGACGAACCUGACAGCCACCCAGUUACAUUGGCCAAGAGUCUGGAAGACCUGAGGACUCCCAAAGACUCUGAGGAGCUACAAGCCAAGUUCACCUACCAGCGGUUGGACUUGAGUAGUGUUGACAGGUCACGGAUGCUUCCAGGCCUGAAGCUUUCUGACCCCUACACCAAGCUGUGGAGUUCAGAGCGGGUGCCUCCUGUCUGUGAAAGACUAUCAUCCACCCAGCUCCCUGUGCAGCUGGACUCCUCCUCCCCAGCACGUGAAAGCUCCGGGACAGCCUCUGACCUUUUGGAUCCCUCCAACCCUGCCAACAUAACCAUUCCUCGUCCCCAUGGUAGGAAGACUCCUGAGCUGGGUUCUGUCCUCGCUCCCCCCGCUGCCCAGCCACGCCCUAAGGUAGCAGCCUUUGGUGAAGGAAGGACUUCAUCGGGGGGGCAGGAGUUCAGGCAAGCUCUGAGCAUGACCUCAGAUGGAGAUCUGCUAGGACCCACCAAGGCUGCUGAGGACAGCAUGGAUCUGCUGAGCCUUCUGGACCCUCUGAACAACUCCUCACAGUCCAACUCUACUGCACUGACUGAAACACUAGAUAUCAGUUCCAAACCACCACUACCCCCCCGGCCCUUCCCUCCGGGUUUGCCACCUUUCACACUUCACCCCCACAUCCCGAUGAAUCCUUUCACCCCGUCUCUGCAGCACUACUCCCCCACUGUGUGUGGGAACCCCUUCAGUGCUGUCUGUGUACCUUCUCCAGGUUCCUACAUACACACUUCCUCCCAGCCUCAGGCCUUCUCUACACUACCAGGUCUCUACAGACAGCACUCACCCAGCCAGGGACCGCCCCAGUCCACUUUCCCCUCCUCGGUCUCCCCCGUUCCUCGCUCUGACAGCAGCCUCACCCUCUCCAGCCUUGUAGACUCCACCUCUGUCUUUAGCUCGCCUAUGAACAUGCUGCCAAAGCCGCUACAAGCAGAAAACCAGGGGGCUCAGGACCCCUUUGGGGACCUGCUGAGUUUGGUCACACCUGCUGCACCACAGAAGAAGAAGGUGGAGGAACUUCGGAGGAAGUGGGAAACGUUUGACUGAACCUGUACAACGAUGAGCCCUUUCUCAUCACCUUCAGGGCUUUCUGCUGCUUUAGAUGGUGCAUCACCUCUGAUGAUUCUGCUAAUGCAGCUUUCAGAAGUUAAAAAAAGUUUGUUUUGUUUUGUUUUUUUUUCAGCUGAGGUUGAAGUUUAGACUUUUAGACAAAGGAACAUCAUAGUUCUACUAAAGUCUGGACUGAGACUGAGUUAUGAAGGGCCCUCAGCGUUCCAGGACCUCAGACAUAGUUAAAAAACUCACACUAAUGUUGUCUCAGUGAAUGUCCUUAGAUUAGUCCUAGAGUCCCCGUGGGUGGCCUAACUGGGUCUCAACUUGGUUCAGGUUCUUUGACUAAGUUGUGUCUGAUGGAUACUUGCAAACAGAUCAGGACAAGUAACUUAACUGCAACAAUUUUACUCGACAUUUGCUUGUAGUUUUGACAUAAAUCAGGUAAGACCAACAUUUACCCAAUCUGUAAUCGUCAGCAGUCACAGACCAAUGAGAUUUGAUGCUGUUCCAUUGGUUCUAAAUCUCCAUUCUUCUGUGCUGAGGAAAGGAACAAGAGUAGAUGGAUCUGUGUUUGCUUCCAGGUUUAAAACUGAGUCCAUCACCAGGCAGGAUUAUACCCAUCAGAGUUCCAGUGGUAGGAGGACUGGAUAAAAGGGGCUCUGGGGUCCCAGCUGGUGGUGUUAAGUCACCAUGCCUUAGUCUCACUCAUAAGCAACAGUAGGUAACACUAGCAAGGCUCACGGUUGUGUCCAUGGCAACGUGAUGGCAGCAUCCAACAGUGAGGCUUUGUUAAGGAUCUGGAACAACCAGUGAGAGUGUUUAGCAGAAUCACAGGAACUAGAGCCUAACAGAUCAAUCUUAUGGUUCUCAGUUAUUAGUUCCAUUUUUUUCUACUUUAGCUUGUUUUUAAACUUUUUUUUUUCAAACACAUCAGAGAUGAUGGACCAUAAACUUCCCCAGAAAGUCCUGCUCCAGUAAACAAAACUAGUGACACCACGACGUUGCUGCAGCUGUGUGUAGUAAACAUCUGGUGGAUGUGAACUGCCUCCUCACCACUUCAUCUCACCGGUUUCCCACAGUCAGGAUGUUUCCCUGCACUUCCUGAUCCCUCUGAAACAUAAGGCUUCAGCUCUGUGACGAGGCUGUAUUAUUACUACAAUCGGCUCCUUGGCUAUAGCUAACACCCCGUUAGAGGACCUUGGCUGCAGGCUGUGGGGCCGGCGGUUCACCUGUUAGUGGUUUAUAGUCUCCUGUAGACAGCUGCUGCUUUUCUUGGCCUUCAUGAUGCUUCCUGUUUCUGCUUCUUUCUUUGACCUGUGGAAAUACUUUCAACUGCUGUUUAAAACCAUUCAUUUAAAAAUAAACCUGCAAGCCUAUAAUUACUAUUAUUCCAAAAAUUAUAUUUAAACAACUCUCUUAUUAAACAGAAACAUUUUGAAGCAUUUCAUUUGCAGUCUGUUGUUUCAGAGGAUCUUUUUGGUUUGUGUUUGAGUCCUGCCCGAUAAUCCAGACUGCUACAGAGUUAUGGGACAGCUCUAAAGUCCGCAUAAAGAGGAAGGAAACGGUUUGGCUGAUUCCCUCGUCGUCGUAACGGUGAUCCUUGGUAAAGAACCUGAUAUCGUUGGAAAGCCUGAUGAGUCACAACAGGGUAGAACUUGGCAGGAUGAGCGAAACACCCUUUCAUUUUAUUAUUUUUGGCGGGGUCUUUCAUCAAUAGGUACCAAAAUGUGACCUUUCAGUCAAACGGGUGAAGAAGCCAACAAGUUGUGGCUUUCAGCUUACUAAGAGAUUCACUUUUGAGUGGUUCUGCUUCAAGUAGUAAAGAAGUGUUUCCAGUGAGAGCGUUGAACUGGUGCAGAGUUGUAAACUAGUAGAGACACAACUUUUGAUAUCAGUGAGUUUCAGUAAAACACAGCAGGCUGUUAGUGCUGUUAAGAAGUACUCAACAUGGAUCGUUGCCAACUUUUAUUGAGUGCUGCUUAGCUGGUGAGUUAAGGCUCACGUUUAAAAGAAAAAAAUAACUAAGAUGCAAACAUCCAAUGGAAACUGAAAGCUAACCUGGUGAGGAUCUGCUGUCAGUGAAGACAGGGAAGGCUAACGGGUGAACUGAUAAAAGUUGCAAA